UAUACAUAUAUCUAUUCCAUUUCUUCGGCCAGUGCUCAAGUGCAUCAAAUAUAACAAAUUCCGUUUAGCAUCAAGCAGAGAAAGCUAAAUCAUGCCCAAUCCGCCCAUUGGAUUUUUCCCUCAUAUCAAAAGAAGGUGCCUCCAGGUCGCAACGAAUGUGACGGAACAGAAGCACCAUGUCACCCGGGAGACGCGGGGCAGGAACUUGGGAUUGUGCCGCGGCUUCAGGGGCUGCACCGUCUGGCUAACAGGUCUUAGUGGCGCUGGCAAAACGUCGAUUGCCUUUGAGCUGGAAGCGUAUCUGGUCUCGCGAGGCAUUCCCGCCUAUGGCUUGGAUGGCGAUAAUAUACGCACCGGCUUGAAUAAGAAUCUGGGCUUUACGCCGGCCGAUCGGGAGGAGAAUAUACGGCGGGUGGGCGAGGUGGCUAAGCUGUUUGCUGAUAGCGGCGUCGUAGCCAUCUGCAGUUUUGUCUCGCCUUUUGCGGACGAUCGCGAGAUGGCCCGCAAGAUACACAAGGAUGCGGGGCUGAAGUUCUUCGAGAUCUUUGUGGACACGCCGUUGUCAGUGUGCGAAACGCGCGAUGUCAAGGGGUUGUAUAAGAAGGCGCGCGAGGGUGUCAUCAAAGGUUUCACGGGCAUCACGCAGGAGUAUGAGCGACCCCAGCACCCGGAACUGGUAGUCAGUACACACGACUGCACGGUGCGCGAGUCUACGCAACAGCUCGUUGCACUUCUGGAGCAUGAGGGCAUUAUACCACGCUCGCUACGGGAUGUGGAUCUGCUGCCAGAGCUGUAUCCCAGCGAGGCUAGCGAAGUGGAGGAGCUGAGACAAGAGGCCAAGUCCCUGCCGGCUCUAUCGAUUAGCACCGUUGAGCUCCAAUGGGUGCAGGUACUCUCAGAGGGCUGGGCUUAUCCAUUGCGUGGCUUUAUGCGAGAGGACGAGUAUCUGCAGACGCUGCAUUUCAAUACGCUGCAGAGUGGCUUAGAUGUCUCCUACCGCGAGAACCACUCGGUGCCCAUCGUACUCAGCGCCAGUGAAGCGGAUAAGCAGCGCCUGGAAGGAGAGGCAGCCAUUACGCUGCACCACGAGGGUCAAGCGGUGGCCAUACUGCGUCGCCCCGAGUUCUAUUUCCAGCGGAAAGAGGAACGCGUGUGUCGCCAGUUUGGCACCAGCAAUCCCAAUCAUCCGUACAGCAAACAGGUGUACGAGUCUGGCGAGUAUUUGGUCGGCGGCGAGCUGUCGGUCAUCGAGCGCAUACGCUGGAAAGAUGGUCUGGAUCAGUAUCGGCUGACGCCCAAUGAGCUGCGCUCCCGCUUCAAGGAGAUGAAUGCGGAUGCUAUCUUCGCCUUCCAGCUGCGUAAUCCCAUCCACAAUGGACACGCGCUGCUCAUGCAGGACACCAAGCGACAGCUGCUGGAGCGUGGCUUCAAGCAGCCGGUGCUGCUGCUSCAUCCACUUGGCGGCUGGACCAAGGACGAUGACGUGCCUUUGCAGGUGCGCAUGGCGCAGCAUCAGGCGGUGCUCGAUUCGGGAGUCCUACGACGCGAGGACACCGUGCUGGCCAUAUUCCCAUCGCCCAUGAUGUACGCCGGUCCCACUGAGGUGCAGUGGCAUGCGAAGGCGCGCAUGAAUGCGGGCGCCAACUUCUAUAUUGUGGGACGCGAUCCGGCUGGUAUGCCGCAUCCAGACAAAGAGGCUUAUCCCGAUGGCAACCUUUACGAUGCAACGCACGGCGCACGUGUGCUUAAAAUGGCUCAAGGAUUAGACAGCAUGGAGAUCUUACCUUUUCGGGUGGCUGCCUAUGAUAAGUCCGCCAGCCGCAUGGCCUUCUUUGAACCAGAACGCAAGGAGCAAUUCGAGUUCAUUUCUGGCACCAAAAUGCGUACACUGGCCAAAACCGGGGCUAGUCCGCCCGAUGGGUUCAUGGAGCCGCAGGCCUGGAAAAUACUCGCUACCUACUACCAGAAUAUACCGCAGGCGUAACCCGGAGCCCAUCAAAAACAAUCUUGAGGGCCGUCCCGCACAACAAUUAGUGCAAUUUGCUUAGCUAUAUAUAUAGAUAUAUAUACUAUCAUGUCCUAUAUGUUUCCACUAUUUACAUAUUUUUAUUAUUAUAUAUACAUUACGUUUCUUGUUCAAUUUGUAUGUAUCUGAGACGCAUAUCCUAAUACCUGUCUCGAGUCAACUUAUCAGUCGUCCCAAUCUCUGUCUUUCUGAGUGUGGAUGUGUUUUGUGAGUGCACUUGGUAGUGUGUGUGAUUUGCUCUGCUUCAUUAUUCUAAUCUUACAAUUAAUUGUAUUUACGCUUAAGUUUUCCAAUUCUAUGUUUUAAUUUAAGCCAACAGUUUGUCGUUUCUAGAACUGAUUUCAACAAAUUAAAAUGCAUUUUCCAAAUCUAUGCAUUUAAUAAAUGACUAUCGAAAUUUUUAUCACAA
Messenger RNA from Drosophila arizonae, 2435 nucleotides. RefSeq names its product 3'-phosphoadenosine 5'-phosphosulfate synthase (gene Papss). Gene Ontology annotation, biological process: sulfate assimilation; 3'-phosphoadenosine 5'-phosphosulfate biosynthetic process. The record is from RefSeq and is a predicted model, not a curated record. Gene Ontology annotation, molecular function: adenylylsulfate kinase activity; ATP binding; sulfate adenylyltransferase (ATP) activity. Lineage: Eukaryota; Metazoa; Arthropoda; Insecta; Diptera; Drosophilidae.